Molecule: messenger RNA, 2357 nt
Organism: Thecamonas trahens ATCC 50062
Lineage: Eukaryota; Apusomonadida; Apusomonadidae
Exons: 1
Coding region: 1-2316 (771 amino acids)
Biological process (GO): endoplasmic reticulum to Golgi vesicle-mediated transport; mitotic spindle assembly checkpoint signaling
Cellular component (GO): RZZ complex
Source: RefSeq, a predicted model, not a curated record
AUGGCUGCCGAAGUUGUGGCGGCAAUUGGCGGGGGAGUGACGGGCGCGGGUGCGAGCCUUGAGGCUCUGGCCGCACGGACGGAAGAGGUCAAGGCCAAGGUCUACGCUACGGUCAAUGCACACUACGCCGAGUUUGUGACGACGCUCAACUACACCGCUGAUCUCUCGGCUGAUGUGGCUGAGCUUGCUGCUGUUGUGGCCGAUUUGCAGCGAGUGGUAGGUGCAGAGACUGGCGCGCCCGGGCCCGACGACGGCGCCGCCGCCCUCGCUGCAGCUCACGGUGCAGCCCGCGGCGCGUCGGACGAAGUCGCUGCUGCUGCUGCCAUGGUCGACGUCCUCGAGACGCUAGCCGCCGCUCAUGCUCUCCUCGAAAGCCUUGACUCAGCCCUCGCCGCCGGCAACUACGCCGACGCCGCCGAGGCCUCUGCCGCGCUCGGUGUGCUCAUGGACCGGGUCCGCCUCGAGUCGGGCGUCCUCGUCGACGCGCGCAUCUUUGCCAUCCUCGAGGCCCACUACCUCCGGCUGGCGGUCAAGCUCGAGGCACGUGUUGCCGAGCUCUUUAAGCGCGGCGUCCGCUUCGACGACCCACAGGCGCUGAGCGCCGGCAAGACGCCGUCGUUGCACGCAGUCACCCUCACCCGCCGGCUGGCGCCCAUCGCCUCGGCCUCGGGCUCGGACGCGCCGGUUGCACUCUCAGCCGUUCUCGACGCUCUCGCCACUCUCGACGCAUUUGACGACAAGCUCGAGUGGGUGGCAAACAAGCUGUUUGAGACCAUUCUCGAUCCGCUGCUGGCAAACCCGACAACGUUUACGGUCACGGCCAAGAUCAGCGGCGUGAUGGCCAACCUUCGCGGCAUGCUAGAGCCGGCCGCUGUCGAUGCUGAUGGUGAUGCCGACGCUGAUGCCGACGCCGCGCCAACCUCGGCGCUCGACACAGUCACCGCCCUCAUUGCCGCCCUCAAGGAAGCCAUCGACUUUAUCUCGCAGGCGCUCUUCGGCAACAACCUCGGGUACAUGGCGCGGAUGGGCAAGUUUGUCUGGCCGCGGCUAGUCCAGGGCAUCAUUGCCUCUGUCCUUGCGCCGGCAGUCCCUUCAUCGACGGAGGAGCUCACGGUCUUUGACGACGUGGCGGUCGCUGUCGAAGCCUUUGAGCUCUUUGUCCUCAACAAGGGUCUGGUGGCGAGUGCCACGUCGGAACUUCGCGACUACGUCCGCAACAUCGACACACACUUUGCCGCCAACAAGCGCCGCGAGCUGGUGGUCAUGGCGCGGGAGCUGCUGCUCUCGCUGGACCGCAACACCGUGGUGGUGGCGUUUGAGGAGGAGCGCUCGCCAUUCCACGCCCAGGUCAAGGGUGCGGCGCCAGCUGCGUCCAAGAAGGGCGGCAAGGGCGGAAAGGGCGGUGCAGGUGUCGGUGGCUCAGGCCUGAUCGUCAUGCCCUCGUGCCACGUCUCGUGCUCGACUCAGACGCUGGUGGCCAUGGCGUGGCAAACUCUCGACGAGGCUGUGGGCGCGUCGCCAACAACGGCACGGCAGCUUGCGGCUGGCGCGCGCGACCUCUUCGACCUCUUUCGCGCACUCAUGCCCACCUACCACGCGUCGCGCCUGGAAAACGACGAGACCUUUGCCGCCCUCUUCCACAACGACUGCAUGUACCUCGCGCACCACUGUCUCCUGCUCUCGUUCGAGUUUGCGCCCAAGCUCGCAGAGGCCACGGGCUCGCACGUCUCCACCUUUGUCGACCUUGUCCCGCUCUUCCGCUCGCUCGGCGAGUCGGUCUACGCCGCAGCCGUCAUGCGCGCGCGCAAGCGCGUGGCCGCGGCGCUCGGGCAGGUCGACGGAUUCGGUGGCACCCACCUCGACGAUAAGUUUGACGCUGUUGAAGGCGCACUCCAGUCGGUCGUCCACGUCCUGCAGGACGCCGCCACCAUCUGGGCCGUCUUCCCGCGCCAGCUCUACCUCCACACUGUCGGUGUCCUUGUUGAAGCCGUCCUCUCCAAGGUCACCUCAGGCGUUCUCACUCUCCGCGACAUUGCCGCUGCUGAGUCGUACCAGCUUGUUGCCCUCAUGGCCUCGCUCGCCGCCCCGCUCCCGCAUCUGUUUGUCCACGGCGGCGAGGCGGCGCCGGCCGCAAAGUACGUCCCGGCCCUCACACGGUUCUCAGCUCUGCAGACCUUCCUGGGCAUGGACCUUGACGCCAUCACCCUCGAUGCCAUGCCCGGCUUCUCGCGCCAUGAAGUUCAGCACCUCAUCCGCGCCCUGUUCUCGGAUACCCCGCGUCGCACUGCCAAGCUCCAGCAGCUUGCGCAGGCAUGAUCUCGCCUCGGCUCACCUUGCUAAAUGAUGUAACCUCUGUC